Messenger RNA from Oryzias latipes (Japanese medaka), 2822 nucleotides. It is a transcript of the gene slc27a6, whose product is annotated as solute carrier family 27 member 6. Gene Ontology annotation, cellular component: endoplasmic reticulum membrane; plasma membrane. The record is from RefSeq and is a predicted model, not a curated record. Lineage: Eukaryota; Metazoa; Chordata; Actinopteri; Beloniformes; Adrianichthyidae. Gene Ontology annotation, molecular function: long-chain fatty acid-CoA ligase activity; long-chain fatty acid transmembrane transporter activity. Gene Ontology annotation, biological process: long-chain fatty acid import into cell; long-chain fatty acid metabolic process.
GCAGCGCCGUAGACACCAUGGCUCUGUCUCUGGGCUGGCUGUCCGCUGCAGUCUCCGGUCUGGUCUGCGCGCACGCGCUGCAGCGUCUCUGCUUCCCGUACUUCUGGCGGGACCUGGUCUUCCUGCUGCGGGUGGUCCGGUAUGGCGCGAGGCUGGAGUUCUACAGGUGGAGGCGCAGCGUGCGCACCGUCCUGGACAGGUUCGUGGAGCAGGCGCAGCGCGUGCCCAACAAGCCUUUCGUCAUCUACGAGGGGACCGCGCACACCUACCGGGACGUGGAGCAGCGCAGCAACCGGCUGGCGAACGUCUUUCUGGACUCGGUCGGGCUGCAGAGAGGAGACUGCGUCGCCAUGCUCAUGAACAACGAACCGGAUUACCUGUGCGUGUGGUUCGGGCUGGCCAAGGUGGGCUGCACGGCGGCGUUCCUCAACACCAACAUCAGAUCCGGGUCUCUGCUGCACUGCCUGGACUGCUGCGGCGCCCGGACCCUGGUUGUGGGUUCAGAUUUAUUGGAGUGUCUGGAAAGCAUACUGCUUGAUCUGCAACAGAGGAACAUCCAGGUGUGGACCAUGAAGAGCCAUGUGAGGUAUCCACAUGUGUGCUCUUUGCUGGAGCAGCUUGAUGUUGGGUCGGACAAGCUAGUACCUGCAGAGCUGCGAGCAACCACCUCCAUCACAGCUCCAGCGAUGUACAUCUUUACCUCCGGAACAACAGGGCUCCCUAAAGCGGCGGUGAUCACUCACCUGCAGAGCCUGAAGGCAGCAUCGGGAUUUUCAGCAUUUGGAGCGACUGAAUCCGAUGUGAUUUACACGUCUCUCCCUCUUUACCACAGCGCAGCAUCAUUGGUGGGAAUAGGAGGAACCAUUGAGCUUGGUGCAACUUGUGUCUUAAAGAAAAAGUUCUCAGCAUCCCAGUUUUGGCCUGACUGCAGAAAUCACGGAGUGACAAUUUUCCAGUAUAUUGGUGAACUUUGCAGAUAUCUCUGCAACCAACCUAAGACAGAAAUGGAUCAAGUUCAUAAAGUCAGAAUGGGAGUCGGGAAUGGGCUGCGACAAGAUGUAUGGCGAGAGUUUCUACUUCGCUUUGGAAACAUUAAAUUGUGUGAAAUUUAUGGCUCCACUGAGGGAAACCUGUGUUUUAUGAACCACAUUGGCAAGACUGGAGCUGUGGGACGAUCCAAUGUCUUCUACAAGCUCCUAUUUAAGUAUGACCUGGUGAAAUAUGACAUGGUAAAAGAUGAGCCAGUGAGAGACCAGCACGGCUUUUGUCAGCGAGUGAAGAAGGGGGAAACUGGACUUUUGCUGUCCAGGGUGAGCGCCAUCAGCCCGUUCUUUGGUUAUGCUGGAAACAAGCAACUGACUGAGAAAAGGUUGAUGAGAAAUGUGUUGGUGAAAGGGGAUGCCUACUUUAACACUGGUGACCUCAUGGCUGAAGACCAGGAGGGUUUCAUUUGCUUCAGGGACCGUGUAGGAGAUACCUUCAGGUGGAAAGGAGAAAACGUUGCAACCACAGAGGUAGCAGAAGUUCUUAGUGUGGUGGAUUUUGUUCAGGAAGUCAACGUUUACGGAGUGGAAAUACCAGGUCAUGAAGGCAGAGCGGGAAUGGCAGCCCUGAUCAUCAGACCUGGCUUUGCAUUUGACGGGGACAAACUGUUUGACUGUGCCGUAAAAGACCUGCCGACGUACGCCCGUCCGCUGUUCGCCAGAUUGCGGGAUACAUUGGAAAUGACCAGCACCUUCAAGCAGCAGAAGUUCCAGUUGGUACAGAGCGGCUUCAACCCCUCAACCAUCUCGGACCCGCUUUAUGUGCUAGACUACCAUCAGAAGAGCUACGUUCCUCUUACAGAUCAGAUUUACCAGAAUGUUGUGAGUGGGGAAUGGAAGCUGUGAAAGGAAGAUGAAGCUCAGUGGGAUCUAGAGCCUUGAAGGAUGUGAUUCUGGGAAAAUUAAGCACUAUAUCAUUUUUAAAAUAACACACAUCAUUAUGAUUACCUGGAAGAGAUACGGUAAAAAACAGAUUGUUAAAAUUACACUGAAAAAAUGUAUAAACACAACACUUUUGUUUUUGCUCCCAUUUGUCGUGAAAAGAACUCAGAUCUGAAACUGUCGCAGUUAGGCGAGCAGGAGAAAACCCAGAUGCAGGGAAGAACCAUGAGCACAAUGAAGCAAAGUCCCAAGGUUUUAUUUACAAGGGUUCAACUUAGGUAUCAUAGACUCAGGGGACUAAAACGCACAAGAUGAGCCGACACUAAGAGGGAGUUCCCUAAAUACAGUUAGGGCUGAUAAACAAGGUGUAGGCAGCUGUGACUGCUCCAGGGAUCCCCAGGGGAAUGGGCGGAGUCACAGCCACCACAAAAAACAAACCAGUAACCCACAAAAGAAAAAUGUUCAACAAACAUCUGUGAUAGUCAGCACUUCUUGGUGAGAGAAUCCAUCCCACCUCAAAGCUGUGCCAUAUCAAGAUGCUGGUUGGACGCUAUCACAGAUUUAGACACAUAUCUCAACAAUAUUUGUGUUUGUAGAAAAUGUUUCAGAUCUUAUGACAAAUAGGAACAAAAACUAAAGUGUUUUGCUUGUACAUUUGUAGUGUAGUUAAGGACUAGGCACAUUUUCUUGGCUUCUUGCAAUCACAAAUCAACUUUUUAGAAUGUUGGCAAAAAAAGUUUUUUGUAGUAAAUCAGACCAAUCUCAUGAAAACAGACAAGUCAACACUAAAAGUUCUUUGUAAGUGUUCUUGCUCAUUAUUGUCAAUGACAGUCUGUGUUACGGUGAACAAAAGACCUUAACCUCACUGAAAAAUAAAAUAAGAAAAUUCUAACAACA